Perognathus longimembris pacificus (Pacific pocket mouse) is the source of this 945-nucleotide messenger RNA. RefSeq names its product olfactory receptor 52K2-like. The record is from RefSeq and is a predicted model, not a curated record. Gene Ontology annotation, biological process: G protein-coupled receptor signaling pathway. The transcript has a single exon. Gene Ontology annotation, molecular function: olfactory receptor activity; G protein-coupled receptor activity. Gene Ontology annotation, cellular component: membrane. NCBI's taxonomy places the organism in Eukaryota, Metazoa, Chordata, Mammalia, Rodentia, Heteromyidae. The coding region runs from base 1 to 945 and encodes 314 amino acids.
AUGUCAUUGUCAAACAGCACUAGAUUGCAUCCCAGUACCUUUCUUCUCCUUGGUAUUCCAGGAAUGGAAGCCAUUCACAUCUGGCUGUCAAUCCCCUUCUGCCUUGUUUACCUGGGUGCUCUCCUGGGAAAUGUCUCCAUUCUGUCUAUUAUCAGAAUGGAUUCCAGCCUCCAUGAGCCCAUGUAUUUCUUCCUCUGUAUGUUGUCUGUGGCCGACCUGAUCAUCUCAACCACUGCCAUGCCUAAAAUCCUCAGCAUUUUUUGGUUCCAUGACAAGAAGAUCAAUUUUGAAGCCUGCCUUCUACAAGUAUUUCUCAUUCAUUCACUAUGCAGCAUGGCUUCUGGGUUUAUCUUGGCCAUGGCUUUUGACCGCUAUGUGGCCAUCUGCAAUCCUCUGAGACAUUCCACUAUCCUGACACAUAGAGUCGUCCGGAAUUUGGGGCUGACCAUUGUUUUCCGAGGGAUUGUGCUUUUCAGUCCACAGCCAUUCAUGCUUCGAUGGCUUCCUUACUGCCGAACUAAUAUUAUCCCUCAUACUUACUGUGAAUUCAUGGCUCUGAUCAAGCUCGCUUGUGCAGAGACGAGGAUCUGGCGAAUAUACAGCCUAACUGCUGCCUUCCUAACAGGGGGGUUAGAUUUCCUAUUAAUCAUAUAUUCCUACGUAGUUAUCCUUUACACUGUCUUCCGUCUUCCAUCCAAGGCUGCGAGGCUCAAGACCUUGGGCACCUGCGGAUCCCAUGUGUGUGUGAUCUUAGUAGCCUACACUCCAGCCUUUUUCUCCUUCCUCACUCAUCGGUUUGGGCGCAAUGUCGCUCCCCAUCUUCACAUCUUUGUGGCUAAUAUCUACCUCCUUGUCCCACCUAUGGUGAAUCCAAUGAUCUACGGCAUAAGAACAAAAAGAAUCAGAGAGCGUUUUCUCCAAGUUUUUAUGUCACCCAAACUCUAA